AGUCUGUAUUUGUGUUGGCACUGUUGCCAUGUGCUGAGUAACAGUCGUAUUUACAAUUCAAAUUUCGCGGUCCGGUUUAGGUCAGUCUCAAAAUGUUGUGGUUGUGUUGGAUCGUAUUUUUGGUUGGUGUCCACAUAUCAAGUACCUCUCAGUGUGGAAAACUGUCAACACUGGCAUCUUUUGAAGACCACAAAACCAUAGUCGAAACAAGUUUGAAUCUUUUGGCAGGAUCAUGGAUAUCAGAAGGCUGUGAAAUUCGCCCAGGGCCGGAGUACAUCCUCCGCUCCUAUACCUUCGACGACACCGGCAAAUUCCAGCUGAUCCAGCACCACUACUGGGACGACUCGUGCACAUCGCCUCAGCUGAGCGUUAUCGCCCACGGCAGAAUCCAGCUCAGGGACUCGCUGGUGCAGCCCGGCGCAGCAAAUGCAGUGCUCAGGGUGGGCAACGUGACCGUGGUGCCACAGGACGACAGCGCUGCCAAGGAGCUGGACAGGGUGGUGGCGAUGGAGUGUCCAGGUCGCUAUUGGAAACCAUGGCGUCGCUACGAAGAACACACUAUAUACGACAGCCGCUACGACGAGAAGAGACGCUUCACCAAUCUGUGGGCCUCUUCCUACGACCAAAUCAACCAGCACCCUGGCAACCCCAAACUCGACAACCCCUACUUCAGCGACAUAACCUGUCUGGGAUCUCUGAAGUGGGCAUUCAACGAGCUGAAACUCCUCAAAAUUCAGCUGCGACCGAUUCUGGACGAUCUCAAAAGAAAGCCCAUGCCCAUGAAAAUGGAACUGUUGUUAGGAGACAUACACUCCAAUUUCAAGCUGAGGGAGUACUACAAUCCAACAAGUUUUCAGGUACCGCUAAUCAAACGAGUCAAAGACGACGUCGUCUUCAUCAACCGCCACUCUUUCCGCAUCAAAAACCCCAACACCAUCCCAGCCAGCAUCUUCACCACAGGCAGAGCCCCUCCGCACCUCAUAGAGAAGCCCCACCUGCCCCCCUACGUCUGGGGCGAAUGGACCUCCACCAGGUGCGAGGUGAGACCCAUGGGGCUCUACCUCACCAGGCGAUUCUCCUUUUUCUCCGAAGACUCUACUUGGAUAGGCGACCACAAGUUUUACUCCGAUCCUUUCUGCAAGAUACCGAAAUUCAUUGUGACAGCUGCUGGGCACUUCGCUUUGGUAGGACCCAACAAGGAGAUGAAGGGCACGACUGACAUAGACUUCCAUAUCGAGAGAGCUAGUCUGACGGUGUUAGACCAGAGGAUGAUCCACGACAUGAGGCUUCAAGGGCUCUGCGGGCUGGACCAAUGGAAAGUCAAUGUUCCUAAAGAAUUAAGCUCAACCAAUGGUUGUGCUCCGCUUGGCAUCAGCCUUCCUUCUGUUCUGAAAGACGUGGUGAAGCUGGAGAUGGACUACAGAGGUUCUUGUAUGUUGUUUUUGGGGCAAGUUGAUACUGACGGGUUGCCUUCCGCUUCUAACGAGAGGCCUUCGGCUUUCCAGCUGCCUCUUGUUAGGUGUGGAGAUGUUGCUACAUACUCGCAGAGUUUGAGGGAUAUUUUGAAUAAAGAUAUUUACCACAAUGGUGUGGCGAAAAGUAUGUUUUCUUUGUGUUCGAUCAUUUUAUUGAUGACGCUGAGUUUUUUCAGGUGAUACGCCUACUUAGAUUUUUGUAUGAAUUGUAAAUAUUGUAAAUUUUGUAUGUAGGAUAGCCAUGUUUCGGUUUCAGGGACAACAUAACCAGUGAUUUUAUGUAUAUAUGAAUGAGUUAUAUAUUAAGUUCUGUAUUAUGAUGUAUAUCUGUAACAAUUAAUGUAUAUGAUGAUAUUUUCAGACUAAAUGUACAUAUAAUUUUUAUCGAACAAGAAAGUUGUUUGUUCAUCUGUGUCAAAUUCAUUUUUAAAUUAUAUUCAAUGAGAAAAGCACGAAUUUUUACUUUGAAAACAUCAAAUGAGGAACAUAUAUGUUUCGGCCAUAUGCAAUGUCUUGUUGUCCCUAAUUUGAUGUUUUCAAAUUAAAAAGUCGUGGAGAUACUUUGUGCUUUUCUCAUUGAAUAUGAAACCUAUUACUCCACAAUGAACUUCUACCAAUCUUUUUAAAAUGUUAGGCUUGCAUACUCAAUGAAACAGGAAUUCAUUAUGACCUUUUAUUUCCAAAACAACUUGGAUUUAUAUUAUUUAUUCCAUCAGCCAUUUCAACCAUACGACUAUAGGUUUUAUGUGCAGAAUGUGCAAUAAUUUGUUUUAGAUUCAAUUUCUGUGGGAGGUGUUAUCAUUUUGUAGUGAUCCAUAAUGAUUUCAUCAUUUAGCUAUGAGUGCAACAUAUGAAUAUAUGGCCUUAUAGAUCUGCAACAAAUAUAGGAAUAUAUUUUCAAUCAACUAAUCACAUGCUCUUUCCUUUCAACAGUUUUGUUCAAUCUUACACUAUUACUUGAAGAAUAGCUAAUUUAUUUUGAGAAAAAAUCUGCAUGUCGGAAGAUAAAUAAUGUUCAUUUAAAGUAAUGAUUUCCUCUUUUAUACAAGGUGUUUGAAUGUAUUGUAUUGUCAAUACCUAUACAGGGUGUCCCGAAAUUAGCCUGCCAAACUCCACCAGCGGCUUUUACUACCAAAAAUAGAAAGAAAACUUUCAGUGAACAUGAGUCGAGUAUUGAGCUAUGGCCCCCCGAAAGGGGGCUCCUGAAGAUGAUAUUUCUUGAGUAUUUCCGAAACUCUAUGUGAUAAAAAGAUAUAAUUUGGUAAAAGAUCUAAACUUUCUAUGCCCAAUGCAGUGAAAAUAAAAUAAUUUCAAAAUAUCAAUCAGGAGUGUAUAAUACAGGGUGGGACUACAUUAUACAGGGUGUCCGCUAAAAGGAGGUCAAUCCAUCAACCACAUAUUCCUUGAACAAAAACAAUAUGAGUUUCUGAAUACCAUUUUUCAUUUUAGCCCUUCAUAUUCGAUAUACAGGGUGUCAAAGUUGGAAAUUAAAAACAGUUUUUUUCUAAUUACUCGCGUAUUUGAUAAGAUAUUGAUCUCAAAAUUGGUACAUUACUUCAGCACAAAGAGUUACAUCGUGUGAGGAAAACAUAACAGAAAAAAACAGUCAAAUAUUCAAAAUACUGGGGGUCAAGUACACACUUACCCCCA
This is a messenger RNA of Phaedon cochleariae (mustard beetle), 3125 nucleotides long. Lineage: Eukaryota; Metazoa; Arthropoda; Insecta; Coleoptera; Chrysomelidae. The record is from the annotation of a GenBank genome assembly.